AUGAUUAAUUAAAAUAAUUCUAAGACUCACGUAUCAGUUAAUAUUAGUCAAACUAACAGGAGAGUUUAAUAAUUUGUUAAUAAAGAUUUAAAAAGAAUUUCAAGAAAGAAAAAGAAUUCGAAUCCAAAAUUUCUUAAUCCAACAGACAUCUCAAAGACUUUUUCAUCAUAAGAAUCAUUUGUUAAAGAAGAAAUUUAUGAUGACAACAAAACGAUUAAUUAAAUAAUUGAGGAAACCUAUUAAUUAAAAAGAAAAGAAUUUGACUAAACUUCCUCUUUGAAUAGCAGUAAAAUUUUACCCAUUGUAUAAACUUCAGAAAAAUUAGAAAAAUCAACACAAGAAAAUUAGUCUCAGUUUAAAAAAAGGACAAGCAUAAGCAAGAUCCAUUUAACACAAAAUGACGAUUCUAUUUUAAGCGAUACUAGUCAUUAAUUAAAACCUCUUUCUUGUGUAAAACGCAAUUAACCUAAAAUUAAAUUAAAACAUAAUGAUUAUUCAUAACACUCUCCGAAUAAGAAUUUCUAAAGUAAAUUACUUAAAACUAACUUAAAAAAUUAAAACUAUGAAUAAACUUUGAGAUUUCCCUUAAUUUUGCAAUAACCAUAAAGGCCUUUGCCCAAAUGUGAAAAAACAAAAUCUAAGGAGUGUUUCUCUAAAUUAAAUGAUCAAUUCGAAAAAAUGAAAAAUGAUUAAGUAUUGGAACCAUUCAUAAAGAAAUAAAAUUUAAAAGUGAAUUUAAUGACUCCGUUAGUCAUUCGAAAUGAUAAACCAUAUUUCGUUUGCGAAAAUAUAGAUUAUAAAAAUCUAAUUGAUAAUAUGAAAAAUGAGAAUACAAAUUCUUACAAAGAUGAGUAUUUAAUAGUUAGUUGCGAUAAAAUCUUAGAGUAUAUAUGA
Molecule: messenger RNA, 894 nt
Organism: Paramecium tetraurelia
Lineage: Eukaryota; Ciliophora; Oligohymenophorea; Peniculida; Parameciidae
Exons: 2
Source: RefSeq, a predicted model, not a curated record